AUGCCCACCACCUCCACUACUUUCCCUUCCUAUCAAAAGCGACGUGAUGCGGGCGAAAUAGUCGGCCUCACCUCCGACGCAGCCCGCAUCUUCUGGCGGCUCCGAGGACCGCUGUCAACCUGCGUCUUCGUCGUGGAGGAUCACCGCGAUAUGGGGUCGUCUCGCGAGCCCUACGCCCGCCAGGAGGGCUGGCACCCCGUCUCCCAGGCAUCGCUCACGGAGCCCAAAAUCGGGUCCAUCGCCGUCGCCGUCGAUGCCCUACGGCAGUGGCAAGACAACUGGCUCGAGCUGCACGAGAGACAUGCAGAUCCUGAUGAUGAUGAUUGCGUGUUUGGGGAGCUGGAUCCGGAGCUGUACGCUCAGUCGGAUGACGAGGACGAGGAAAGCGACCAAGAGGAAGACCGACGGGAGCUUCUGCGGUGCUGCGGUACAGACCGACCCGUCAAGGCGAACUCCCUGAUUUUCAAGCCUUCAGAUACAUCAAAGGGAUAUGUAACGGUUCAUGACUACAUCUCAGCAGUCCACCCGUGGCUGAUGGGUUUGCGAGAAGAGAUUAUUCAAGCGGACAACGUGUGGGGAGACAGAAAGCCAAAGGACUACGAGAGGCUGGUGGUCGAGUACAACAUUCCGCGAACCUUGAUGAUAAUGGACGAAGACAGGUUUCUUAGAGCAAACGGCUCGAAGCAGAGGCCUCCUGCACCGGUUACUACUUCAUCCGGCAUUGAUUGGGCUGCCGUGGCGCGGGAACCUUCUAACUAUAAGAGCAUGUACAUCCCCAACCUCAACACUAUGCCCAAGCACUUGCUCCCCAAGGAUUUGCAGUAG
Messenger RNA from Colletotrichum karsti, 825 nucleotides. RefSeq lists its product as uncharacterized. The record is from RefSeq and is a predicted model, not a curated record. NCBI's taxonomy places the organism in Eukaryota, Fungi, Ascomycota, Sordariomycetes, Glomerellales, Glomerellaceae. The coding region runs from base 1 to 825 and encodes 274 amino acids. The transcript has a single exon.